Molecule: messenger RNA, 849 nt
Organism: Nicotiana tabacum (common tobacco)
Lineage: Eukaryota; Viridiplantae; Streptophyta; Magnoliopsida; Solanales; Solanaceae
Product: B-box zinc finger protein 32
Molecular function (GO): zinc ion binding
Source: RefSeq, a predicted model, not a curated record
AUGAAAGAAGUUUUGUCCUCUAAACUCUGUGAGCUUUGCAAUGACCGAGCCGCUCUGUUUUGUACCUCUGAUUCAGCUUUUCUCUGUUUCCAUUGUGAUGCCAAGGUUCAUCAGGCUAACUUCCUUGUAGCUCGCCAUCUUCGUCUUAUUCUUUGCUCCCAUUGCAACUCCCCAACAAAAAAUCGUUUCUCCCCGUGUUCUCAUAGUCUUAACUCCUCUGCUCUUUGUUCCUCCUGCUCCAGCAAUUUCUCUGCUCAUGACUCCGAUCUCCAUUCUCUUUCCUCCUCCUCCUCCUACUCCUCCUCCUCCUCCUCCUCGUCUACUUGUGUAUCCAGCACGCAUUCCUGCGCUACUACUCAAAAGAACAUAAAUUUCUCCGAUCGAAAGUUGGUGGAUUCCUCGAAAUCCUCAAACGAUUCUUCCGGCGAAGUGAUCAAUUCUGCUGUGGCGUGCCCUAAAUAUGAAGCGCGAUCCAGAAAUGUGAAAUUGAGAGAUCCGAGGGCGGCGAGUGGCGUGUUCAUGCAUUGGUGCACGAAGCUUGGAAUGUGCGGUGAGGAAGGUGCAGUAGUACUGCAGACGGCGUGUGGUGCAUUGGGGAUUUGCUUGGGUCGAUUUAGGGCUUUGCCUUUGCGGGUAGGCCUGGCGGCGUCUUUGUGGCUCGGUUUGAGAAGUAGUGCUGGCGACAGAUCGAAAUCCACGCGUCAACGUUUGAAGAGAUUGGAGGAGAUCUCGGGUGUGCCAGCAAAGCUAAUAUUAGCCUCCGAAUUGAAGCUGCGACAAAUCGUGAAAGCUAACAAGCAACGACAACGUCAAGGAAUGGAGGAAAGCUGGGGUGAAUCUUCGGCUUGA